AUGAUAUCAAUUAAUCAAUUAAAUCAAUUAAAUAAAUUAAAUAAAAUAAUAAUAAUAAGAAAUUAUUCCAUACUUUCAAAAAAAAAUAUUACAAAUUCAGUUAGAAAAAAUGAAGAGAAUGAUUAUGUAAAAACCAAACCAAAUACCCACAUAAACCACUUUAACAAUAAUGCAAUAACAUCGCCACCAAAACCAAAAAAACAAUUGUUUUCAUCGAUACAGUUUAAAUUAGAUGAAAAUGAUGAACCAUACGAAGUCCCAGAGAAUUCAAGAGUGAUUACAACAGAUGAUAUUUUAAUUGACCCACGUAGUUCGCUAGAGUACCUUUUUAGAGCAGACGAAGAUCAAGACCAAGAUGGCGAAGCUGAAACAACCCCAAUGAACAUGGCAGAGGAAUAUAUUUGUAGAUUAUUAAUCGAGGAAACAAAAAAAGAUGCCGCAGAAGACGAGUUCUUUUUUCAACAAAUUACUGCAUUACCAGAAUGGAAUGAUUAUAACGACCACAUACUAAGAGAAGUAAAGAAAUUAGAACUUGAAGAAUUUUACAACCCAUUACCAGAAAACAAACGUUUAACAAAUUAUUACGAGAAAGAAAGAAUUAAAAGAGUUAAUGAAAUCAGAAAAAUUCACUUAAUUCCAGUCAGAGAAGCAAUUAAUAGAAGAUAUAAAGAACUUGAAAAAGAGUUGGAUUUAGUUAUAGAGAAAAAGAUUUUAGUAACAAUGAAAAAUACAAAAUUAACAAGGGAACAAUUAAAAGAACACAAAGAUUUCAAAUACUUGUUUGACGAAAACUAUGAUCCAAAACAUGAAAUAUUCACCGAUAAAGACGAUUUAGAUAUAAUUUUAGAGGAAAUCAAUGGACCAUUGGAUUCAGUACCUUCAGUUAUAAAGUCUAUAGUCCAAGCCUCCAAAGAAAAUUUUGAAAAGGAUAUGAAAUUUAGAAACCAAAGAUUAUUAUUGGAAGCCUCACAAAACAAUGAUAACUUUAAUGAUUAUGAAGCAGAAGAGCUAUUAAUUAAAAAUAAACCACAACAACAGGCACAACAACAUCAACAAAAAUAUCAAAUUAAUGACACUAAAAUCGAAACAACAACACCACCACAACAAGAAAAACCAAAAUUAUCAUUCAGUGAUAUUAUCAAUGAUAAAUCAAUAAAAUCAAAUAACAAAAAUAAUUAUUUAAACAACGAAGAAGUGUUUGAUUUAAAAUCAAUUUUAAACAGCAUGGGUAAAAAAGUUUAA
Messenger RNA from Dictyostelium purpureum, 1242 nucleotides. RefSeq lists its product as uncharacterized. Bases 1 to 1242 code for a protein of 413 amino acids. NCBI's taxonomy places the organism in Eukaryota, Evosea, Eumycetozoa, Dictyosteliales, Dictyosteliaceae. The record is from RefSeq and is a predicted model, not a curated record. The transcript has a single exon.